AUGACAUUAAAGCAACAACUGCUUUAUUUACCAAAAGCAAACGUUGCAUACACUUCAUCAAGUGGCAACUCCGCUUGUAAUAAAAUUAAGUGGAACUCCAGUGAAAAGGUGUUCAGCUGUGUGCAAAGAAGAAGCAUAGAAUGCGGACUACCCGCGCCACGUAUUUUUAACCCAUCUUUUUAUGCCCGGAGAAAACAAUACAGUAAAGCUCAUAUUGAAGAGGAUCUGCACUGUUCUGGUGCAUUUUAUAAGGACCAUUAUAAUGCUGCAAUGGAACAAUUGGCAGCUCUUAACUUGUCCAAAAAUACUAGGACAUCACAGCUCAGCCCAAAUAGCUGCAGACAAGCACCAUAUCAUUCCUGGAGCUAUAUACAUAACCAAGGCAACAAGGCAGUGAGCAGAGACUUCCAUAGACGAUUUGGGGAAAUGCCGUCUAGCUCCAGUGAUGUUCCUAUAAACUUCAUCCACACUAAUCCUCUGGUACAGUCUUUUAUAAAGAGAUGCCACACAGUUUCUUAUCUUGAAACCCAGAAAGCAACUUUGGAGAACUGCAAUAGAAAUGGAGAUGGGGAUUUUUUAAAAAACGAAGCCAUUGCUCCUGCUGCUUAUCCUGCUACAGAUGGUAGUAGUGAUGACAUGCUUUCUGUAAUCAGAUCGAGUUUGAAAAGAGGAAAUGGCAGUGUAGAGGACAAGCCUUCAAUAGAAAAAGAGAUAUCUGAAAAUGAGAAAAGAAGUAAAGAGUUGCUGAAAUAUUUAAAAACCGUGAAUGUUAACCUAAAACCGGAUCCUAUAGAAGUCAAGGAAGAAGUUUCCUCUGAGAGUGAUACAUUUUCAUACCCUGAUUUUCUUCCCCCGCCUUACAAUACCUGGGAUUUACAAAAAAUGUCCCCAUCAAAAUUUGAUGAAUGGAAAUUAUCCUUUAAUCCACCUCUCGAAGAAUCACUUUGUAAACUAAUUUCUCGUCUGGUGGAAAUGGAGAAGUUACAACACUUGACGAUAUUAAAAGAAAGGACAAGGGAGACCGUUUCUCCCACUAUGGCGGUUAACAACCGCACCAGUUUUUCAAAAGAUGCACACCAGUUUAAGCAACUGAAGCAUUCCGAUAGUUCAUGUCCUCAGGCAGGUUUUGAUGGAGAUCUUCACCAUUUUGGCUGUUGCAUGCAAGAAUUGGACAUGCCAAAAUGCACUUGCCAGCGCUGUCAUAGUAAGUGGAAUUCUGGAGCAUCAUCCCCUGCACGUCCGUCCACAAAGCCCUGCCGAGCAUCGUGCAGUAGGUGCAACAAGUGCUCCAAAGCUCCAGUAAUCUUAGACUCAAGAAAUGUACCUGCACGGAGAGCUCUGUCGUGCUCUGGAAGCUCACCAAAAAUCCGAUCAGCUGUCAAAACAACUUCAACAAAGUUGCUUUUACCCAGUUCAGCUGUAGCUUACUCCUUAGCUGACAGCGAAAGUUCGAAAUGGAAGCAGCCACGGACAAAACGAAAACCUUGUAGAAAAAAUGGAGUGUUAAUGAGUAAACUAAAAUCCAUGCCUGUUAUUUCAAAAGAAAAAUGCCCGCCUGCUGACCAGCAAUGA
This is a messenger RNA of Zootoca vivipara (common lizard), 1572 nucleotides long. The record is from RefSeq and is a predicted model, not a curated record. NCBI's taxonomy places the organism in Eukaryota, Metazoa, Chordata, Lepidosauria, Squamata, Lacertidae.